UCCGUGUCGCUGUCAUUAUUUUCCUGUGCCGUUCGGAAUUUCUGUGCGUUCGAAAACGUUGAUGUUUUGUGUGUGUGUGGUGCUGCGGUGCCAACCAAAUCGGGACCGGAAAAGGGUCACAUUCCUUCUCCCGGCUGGACGGGGUGCUUCCUUUGUGUGCGAGCCUUAGAGCAGAGUUUGUUCGUGUGACGUGUGUGCUGGUCGCCAGGAACAGCCGAGCCAGCCAGAGAGUGGUGCGGCACAACCGCAUCAGAAGUGAAAGACACGGCCGCUCUGUUUGUGUGAGUGUGUGUCUGUGUGCAUAUAUUUCUGGAUUGUGAAAAAUAACACAAAAGUGGAGUGAAAAGAAAAGUGCGAACACCUUUCGUGGUCGUCCCAUCAGCAUUGGCAAGGAAGGUGACAUUGCGGUGGUUGACACUCCGCUCCAAGAAGCUUUCCACUCGCUUCCCCAGUCCCCAGGCGCGUAGGGGUGGGUGGGUGAGUGGUUUUUCCCUGUGGCUCCACCAAAUCGAUCGACCCGCGAACACCCGGAUCUACGUUGAACCGUCUCUCCUGUUGAUGUGUUCGGCCCGUUCCACUUGCUGCGGCUGCCCGAGCGGCGGUGGUAGUGUUUGCGACCCCACACCACUCGACUAACACUUGAAAGGGUUGUGUGCGUGUGUGUUUGUGUGUGUGCCGAACCGUCUCUAGUCAGGUGUCCGGUGUUUCCGGCAAGCAGGAGGACCCAACAGCACAUUUUGCGCGUACCGUGUUGGUCGUUAUCCUUAGCCCUAUUGCACUCACGUCGGCUCGUUCGUGGCAGGAACGGACGAACUUACAGACACACAGCUUACACACACGCGAAAUUUAAACGAUUCUUCGUGACUGAGAAGUAAAAGUUUCUUAUGCUUUUUUUAGGAAGCAUUGUGAGAAUAGCAGUGUGUUUGUGUGGAAAGAUAAUAGCAGGCGGAAAAAACCUUGUCUGAAUUGAUCUAACGAUCCGGCGGUCAAUCGUAGGCGGCGGGUGACCCGUCUUUGCAACAGAAUUUGCAACAAGAAAGUGUUUUGUAUACGUGUGUGUGUAACCGGUUGUUAUCUAGUGUGUGUUUGUGUGUGUGAGGGAAAAUAAGGGAGUAAAACAAAUCACGGUCCCAUCCCGCCGUGGUGUGGAAAACGGGUCCCAGUGGUGGUGGUGGAGACUGUGUGAUAGAUUUGUGUUUCCGGCACUGCCGCUAUUUCCUGUGUUGGUGGUUGUUGUUCGCACUUCAAGGAAAAGCAAUUCCUGUGCGUGUGGUGCUAUUUUUGGAACAAAUCCUGAAUUGAGCUAACCUAACGAAGGGAGAACCGUUUUGCGCUGUCAAACCACCAGCUACUACUGCGAGCGAGCGAAGCGUCCGGAAGCCGUUCCAGAUCGUUGACGGCAACCGUCUCCCCGGUUUGUAGAACCCCGAGCGCGCACUCAAUCAACGGAUUUUUGGUUCAUUCUUCGGGACAGGUGUUAAGACAUAAAGACGGCCACCAUUGCGUUGACAGCUUCCGAACUAUGACGGGAUCUUCUGCAUUAUGACAAUAACAACCAUUGAGAAGCAAGUGAAUAAUAACUUCGGGGCUUCAACAUGAGCUCGCGUCACGCCUUCUACACCGUCGAGGUGGGCGACACCAAGUUUACCAUUCUAAAGCGAUACCAAAACCUGAAACCGAUCGGUUCCGGUGCUCAAGGCAUUGUAUGUGCCGCAUACGAUACAGUAACACAGCAGAACGUUGCCAUCAAAAAGCUAUCCAGACCUUUCCAAAAUGUCACUCACGCCAAACGAGCCUACAGGGAGUUUAAGCUUAUGAAAUUAGUCAAUCAUAAAAAUAUCAUUGGACUGCUGAACGCGUUCACGCCCCAGCGCACACUAGAAGAGUUCCAGGAUGUGUACCUGGUCAUGGAGCUUAUGGAUGCGAACCUCUGCCAGGUCAUACAGAUGGAUCUGGACCACGAGCGGAUGUCCUACCUGCUCUACCAGAUGCUGUGCGGCAUCAAGCAUCUCCACUCGGCGGGAAUUAUUCACCGGGACUUGAAGCCCUCCAACAUUGUGGUAAAGUCGGACUGCACACUGAAAAUCCUCGACUUUGGGCUGGCCCGUACGGCCGGCACCACCUUCAUGAUGACGCCGUACGUCGUCACGCGGUACUACCGUGCGCCGGAGGUCAUCCUCGGGAUGGGAUACAAAGAGAACGUCGACAUCUGGUCGGUCGGCUGCAUCAUGGGGGAGAUGAUACGCGGCGGCGUCCUGUUCCCCGGUACAGAUCAUAUUGAUCAGUGGAAUAAAAUCAUUGAACAAUUGGGUACUCCGUCCCAGAACUUUAUGACGCGGUUGCAACCGACCGUGCGGAACUACGUGGAGAACAGGCCCCGCUACUCGGGGUACGCGUUCGAUCGGCUCUUCCCGGACGUGCUGUUCCCGACCGACUCGAACGAGCACAACCGACUGAAGGCUAGUCAGGCGCGGGAUCUGCUCAGCAGGAUGCUGGUGGUCGAUCCGGAGCACCGCAUCUCGGUCGACCAGGCGCUGGUGCACAGCUACAUCAACGUGUGGUUCGACGAGAGUGAAGUGAAUGCGCCCGCACCCGGCCCGUACGAUCACAGCGUGGACGAGCGUGAGCACACGGUCGAGCAGUGGAAGGAGCUGAUCUACCAGGAGGUGAUGGAGUACGAGGCGCGCAAUAAUCUGGCGGACGGGGAGGGCGCUCCACGGUAGAAACCAGAGGGCAGCUGUACCGCUCGGUCCGGUUCACAGCCAACUUCUUCCUCUUUAGCGACGGACGAGGCAGCAGGAGCAGCAGCAACCGCACCACCACACCACCACCCGGUAGAAGAAGGAACGACGACGACGACAACGGAGCAGGAGGAGCCUACUGCUGAGGAGUAAGGCACCAGGCCACUCUUAGUUCCCUCUCCUCCACCCUGACGCGCGCACAUGCACAAGCAAGAACAAGUGAAAGCAAUAAUGCUACCUUUUUAGCAAACAAAAACCACCACCAUUAACCCUGGAGACCAAGGAGACCUGACCCUCGGCUGAAGCUCAUCGUGCGGCGUUGCGGUCAGUUUCAAGAGGGAAAACCAAGACACACACACACGCAACUAAAAAGUGUCUGGAUGCAAAUGCAACAGCAGAGGGAGCUAGAGAGAGAGAGAGAAAGAGAGAGAGUGAUAUGGUUUCAAGUAUCUAUCCUAGCGUAGAGAAAGGAAAAAAGGAAGUUGCUGAAGUGAUGCCGGCAGCUGUGCGUCUUUUGGGUGGUGAUGGUAGUGUGUGUGUGUGUAUGUGUGUGUAUGUGUGGUGGGACAUUUCCCUUUGUACGUCGUCCUCUCUCUCUCCUUCUCUCUAUCUCUUCCGUAUCUGGUCAUAUGAAUAAGUGCAAUAAUGUGUCGUCCACACGGCAGCCUGCUUGGGGGAAAAAGAGGAAGCAACAGUGGCAUGAAUGAGGAAUGAGAGAGAGAGAGAGAGAGAGAUAGGCCGAGAGAAAGAGAAAGAGAGAGAGAGAGAGAGAGAGAGAGAGAGAGAGAAAAAAAAGUGAUAUUUACAGCCUGACAAAGAACGAGAAUGUCCUUAGUAGAAAUUGCGAUCGGUGUCUGGUCGGUAUUCCGAAUGAUUAGUAACCGAGAACAGUAAGAACAGAAGAGUAGAGCAGUCAAGCGAAUGAACCAGAACUACAGAAAACUCAAGAACUAGAGCGAGCGAGAGGGAACUGCGAAGACAAACGUUUAGUUGGAAUUUUAGGUUCACAUUACCGUUUUCAUUUCGUUUCGAGGUAAGUUUUCCCUUUUCUUUUGUCAUUAAUUGUUUCGCAAGUGCUCGAUCAACUACUGUCGAUAGUAGUAAUCACACAGAGUUCAAAGUUCAAACACUUUUGCCCCCGUCAACAGUUGCAGUACUGUUUGUUAUCUUAUUUCGCUCUUUAAUUGAAUUAUGUAUCGAUGAUACAUCACCAUCGACGGAUUAGGUUGCUGUUGAUAUAACGAGAGCACUAAACGUUAGGGACAACCUGUACUAUGGAUUCCAACACUGCAUAGCUGCAGUGCUCAAUACACAUACACACCCACCCACUGCCCUCUAUUUUGAAUUUAAGAAGCAAACUCGAAACGACAAAGGCAAAGACACCGAACACAGACAGAAAGACAGCCUCAAAUAAGGGUUGAAACCAAUACCACCACACACUCCCCGCACUCUCAGAAAAUCGAUGCAGAAAAGGAACAAAAAAAAACACGUACUUAAACCGACAGACAGACACGAGAACGAGAAGGGGGGAAAAGAAAUAGUUAAAGCAUCUUUGAUUCAGUUCAUGAGCAUACCAUGCCUCCAUAAAAACGCUAAAAUUGACAACAACGGUACAGCAAAGUAAAACAAACAAAAACAAGCAAAAAAUUGAAGGUAUUGAUAAAUUAUUUGACUCACAGUAAGGAGACAGACACGCAUCCUUCGGGAAGAGUUUAAGGAAGAGUGGGGUGCGCGUCAUGUGUAUUUGUUAAUUGCAAACUCAUUUUGAAUAAAGACGUCGUCGGCAGUAAGGCAGUAAAUAUUACUUUAGUCUAUAUAUAUAUAUCAUUAAAUACCAUAAUACAAUAAUACCUUAUAAUGAAUAUAUGAUACCGUAGCAGGAAAUAUCCGUGUACAUAGCAAACAGCUCUAGUGUGUUCCCCUCACUUUAUAACGCUAUCGAAAUGGGGUAGGGAAAAUGCGUACAGAGGAGCCGUGUGCGCGAGAAAGCGAGAGAGCGGCAAAUUUCGCAAAUAAUCAAGCUAAAUAAUUAUGGUUACUGGAAAGACUAUUACAAAAACAGCAGACUAUUGAAACGCAAUGCGCAGGAAGGAAGGAAGGCAGGAAGUCUCUUUUCCUUCUACCAAUUCUCAUCAUUUGUGUAGAGAGAGGUGAAAACAACUGACCGGCCGUGACACGCCAUGGUUUUGACUCACACACAUACACAAUCAUACCCCUCACUCUUUUGGGGAAGAACAAGGGGACAUUAUGGGGAAACGCUGCUGUGUAUUGAGAGUGAUUAGUUCGAAUAAUGAAAACGAAAAGCAUCCUCGGAAUAGAUCGUAACACAACACAAGGACACACAUUAAUGAAACAAAUAUCCAAUUCUUCAAGCGCAAAACAAAACAAACACACAGCAGCAGGCAGCAGCAGCUUUGUUUGUCUCCCCGUCGGCACAACACCUCCUCGUCCCGUAUGCUGCAACAUUCUAUGAAAAGGAAAAAGGAAAACCUCCCCUCUAUUUCUCUAAACUAAUCGAACGUUAAUUGCGGUUUAAAGUUUUUCCACCCGCUCUCUUCUCAAUCGCAUCAACAGUCGAAGGAAAACAAACGUGGAAAAUGAAGAAGAAAAACAAGUGUAGUAGGAAAAAUUAAAACUUUAAAACGAAAAGCAGCAGCAAAAAACAUAAACAUUACGAACAAACAAACAAAACACACUCUAAAGCAAAGCAAACAAUUUAGUGCAAAAUAGAGCGCAAGCAAUUCGUACACACACACACACACACUCGGACACAGAAAAAUAGAGAAAAAGGACUCGGAGUUAGAUGAAGGUAGCGAGUGGUAAAGAAAUUAAAAAAAAAAUGAAACAUUAAGCAAGCUUACAUGAAAAAAAAACAAACAAAUAACCAAAACAAACAAACAAACAAAAAGAAAAGAUGAAACACAGAGAGAAAAGAGGAGAGAGACAGAAAAGAAGAAGCAUACCUUUGAAGCAAAAGAAGAAGAAGAAGAAGAAGAAGAAGAAAACAAGAUGGUACAGUUUUACGAAUCCGCCCUUUUUAUAAAAACAAAAGUUAAAGGUGAAGCAGACGUUAGAAGGGGAAAACAAUUUGCUGAAACAU
Anopheles gambiae (African malaria mosquito) is the source of this 5841-nucleotide messenger RNA. RefSeq names its product stress-activated protein kinase JNK (gene bsk). Gene Ontology annotation, cellular component: nucleus; cytoplasm. The record is from RefSeq and is a predicted model, not a curated record. The transcript has 10 exons. Gene Ontology annotation, biological process: JNK cascade; protein phosphorylation. The coding region runs from base 1596 to 2723 and encodes 375 amino acids. Gene Ontology annotation, molecular function: ATP binding; JUN kinase activity. Lineage: Eukaryota; Metazoa; Arthropoda; Insecta; Diptera; Culicidae.